AUGUCCGAGUAUACUGGCGCAUCCUUGCCAGUCUGUGUAGGCCAGGGUGUACGAAAUGGACAGACAGAUGUAGAAUAUGGGUAUAGUGGCGAAGGCAUGCCCGAGAGCAUUCAAGAUAUGCGGCCAAAUGGCGAUGAUGAUGAUGAAGAAGAAGAAGACGAGGAUAUUGACAAUCUUAUUGAAGAGUUGGAAUCUCAAGAUGGCGAUAAUGCGGACUAUGAAGAGGAAGAGGUCCAACAAUCAGGAGGCGCACGACUCAUUCCAGAAGAACUUCUCCAGACCAACACUCGAACCGGCCUUACAUCCGGAGAAGUUUUCCUACGUCGCAAGCAGUUUGGGUACAACCAGAUGAAAGAGGAGAAAGAGAAUCUCGUUGUGAAGUUUUUGAUGUUCUUUGUUGGUCCGAUACAGUUCGUCAUGUUAUCGGCAGCGAUACUUGCGGCAGGUCUCCAGGACUGGGUCGAUUUCGGCGUCAUAUGCGCAUUACUCGUCCUGAACGCGUGCGUUGGCUUCAUACAAGAAUACCAAGCUGGCUCCAUAGUCGACGAACUCAAGAAGACGCUGGCAUUGAAAGCUACCGUGUUGCGUGACGGUGCUCUUGUCGAAAUUGAGGCUCCAGAAAUUGUACCAGGGGAUUUGCUGAUGCUUGAAGAAGGGGUUAUAGUGCCAGCAGAUUCAAGAAUUGUGACGGAAAGCGCAUUUCUCCAAGUCGACCAAUCUGCCAUCACCGGAGAGUCACUUGCAAUUGACAAGCACCGCGGCGAUACCUGUUACGCUUCUUCAGCCGUGAAAAGGGGCGAGGCAUUCGUCGUGGUCACAGCAACAGGAGAUUCCACCUUCGUUGGCCGUGCUGCAUCACUGGUCGCUUCAUCAUCCGGAGGAACUGGACACUUCACCCAAGUCUUGCAUAACAUAGGCUUGAUACUCCUGGUCCUGGUCAUAUUCACACUACUUGUGGUGUGGAUCAGCUCAUACUACCGCUCGAAUGACAUUGUACACAUACUCAAGUUUACCCUCGCCAUUACGAUUGUUGGCGUCCCUGUGGGUCUUCCUGCCGUUGUUACCACCACCAUGGCUGUCGGCGCCGCCUAUCUAGCUAAGAAGCAGGCUAUUGUGCAAAAGCUCUCUGCUAUCGAGUCCCUUGCCGGGGUGGCUGUUCUAUGUUCCGAUAAGACCGGGACACUCACCAAGAACAAAUUAUCACUAGCCGAACCAUAUACCGUCAAUGGAAUUGAGCCGGAAGAUCUCAUGCUUACUGCAUGUUUAGCAGCAUCUCGAAAGAAGAAGGGCAUCGACGCAAUCGACAAAGCCUUCCUCAAAGCUUUGCGGUACUACCCGCGAGCCAAAAAUGUGCUCAGCAAGUACCGUGUCGUCGAAUUCCAUCCGUUCGAUCCAGUCUCCAAGAAAGUACAGGCCGUCGUCGAGUCACCACAAGGAGAGCGCAUCAUCUGCGUCAAAGGUGCGCCGCUAUUCGUCCUUCGAACCGUUCAGGAAGGCCUAGCUCUCCAAGAUCUCGAGGUGCCUCAACCCAUCAUCGAUGCGUAUAAGAACAAGGUUGCCGAAUUCGCCAUGCGUGGCUUUCGUUCACUCGGCAUAGCGCGGAAACGAGGCAAAGAGCCCUGGGAAAUUUUAGGCAUCAUGCCAUGCUCAGAUCCACCUCGCCAUGAUACCUACCGCACACUCAACGAGGCGAAGACUCUUGGAUUGAGUGUCAAGGUAUUGAGCGGUGACUCCGUUGGAAUUGCUCGUGAGACUGCUCGCCAACUUGGCCUUGGUACCAACUUCUUUGAUGCCGAGAAGCUCGGUCUGGGUGGCGGUGGAGAGAUGCCCGGUUCAGAAGUCUAUGACUUCGUUGAGGCUGCAGAUGGCUUUGCUGAGGUGUUCCCUCAGCACAAAUACAAUGUGGUCGAAAUUCUACAACAGCGUGGUUACCUUGUUGCCAUGACUGGCGAUGGGGUGAAUGACGCACCGUCAUUGAAAAAAGCCGACACCGGAAUCGCGGUACAGGGCGCUUCGGACGCUGCUCGCUCAGCGGCAGAUAUUGUGUUUCUUGCUCCUGGUCUCUCCGCCAUCAUUGAUGCACUCAAAACAUCACGGCAGAUUUUCCACCGCAUGUACGCCUAUGUCGUAUACCGAAUUGCCCUAUCUCUUCAUCUUGAGAUUUUUCUCGGACUUUGGAUCGCUAUCCUGAAUGAGUCGUUGAAUCUUCAGCUCGUUGUCUUUAUCGCCAUCUUCGCUGAUAUAGCAACGCUAGCUAUUGCCUACGAUAAUGCACCGUACAGCAAGACACCUGUAAAAUGGAAUCUACCUAAGCUGUGGGGCAUGUCCAUCUUGCUUGGUGUGAUCCUUGCAGCAGGCACAUGGAUCACCUUGACCACCAUGUUUCCAUACCAAACAAGUGAGCGGCAGGGUAUCGAUGGGGGCGUGGUCCAAAAUUAUGGACGCCGGGAUCCGAUACUCUUCCUCGAAAUCACUUUGACAGAAAAUUGGCUCAUCUUCAUCACUCGUGCGAAUGGCCCGUUCUGGUCUUCUGUUCCUUCAUGGCAGCUAUCAUGCGCUAUCUUGGUUGUCGACAUUGUUGCUACUCUUUUUACCAUCUUUGGCUGGUUCGUUGGCGGACGAACCAGUAUAGUAGCCGUUGUGCGCGUCUGGCUGUUCUCAUUCGGUGUCUUUUGCGUCAUGGGUGGAGUGUACUAUCUGCUCCAGGGAAGUCAAGGUUUCGACAACUUGAUGCAUGGCAAGUCACUGAAGAAGAACCAAAAGCAGAGGUCAUUGGAAGACUUUGUCGUCUCGUUACAACGAGUCUCAACACAGCAUGAGAAGACGACGUAA
Plenodomus lingam JN3 is the source of this 2832-nucleotide messenger RNA. RefSeq names its product plasma membrane H+-ATPase (gene PMA1). Gene Ontology annotation, cellular component: plasma membrane. Gene Ontology annotation, molecular function: P-type proton-exporting transporter activity; ATP hydrolysis activity; ATP binding. Lineage: Eukaryota; Fungi; Ascomycota; Dothideomycetes; Pleosporales; Leptosphaeriaceae. The record is from RefSeq and is a predicted model, not a curated record. Gene Ontology annotation, biological process: proton export across plasma membrane; regulation of intracellular pH.